Sapajus apella (tufted capuchin) is the source of this 12176-nucleotide messenger RNA. It is a transcript of the gene TFEC, whose product is annotated as transcription factor EC. NCBI's taxonomy places the organism in Eukaryota, Metazoa, Chordata, Mammalia, Primates, Cebidae. Gene Ontology annotation, biological process: regulation of transcription by RNA polymerase II. Gene Ontology annotation, molecular function: RNA polymerase II cis-regulatory region sequence-specific DNA binding; protein dimerization activity; DNA-binding transcription factor activity, RNA polymerase II-specific. Gene Ontology annotation, cellular component: nucleus. Bases 5925 to 6767 code for a protein of 280 amino acids. The transcript is spliced from 6 exons. The record is from RefSeq and is a predicted model, not a curated record.
AUUGAAACUGAAAUGAAUACACUCUGAUAAUUAAAAAACAUAUAUAUAUAUAUAUAUAUUUGAUUAGCAAAUGGUCUUUUUUUCUGCACUUUGAAACAGACAAGAUAAACAUGAAUACUAGAAAAUAUUUAUUGGUGCAGAAAAAAAGAUUUCCUAAUAGUUGAGGAAGAAUACAGUGCUUGUACUAAUCUUUCUCCCCCUCUCUCUCUUUCUCUGUGUGUGUGUGUGUGUGUGUGUGUGCAUGUGUGUGUCUAUCUAUCUAAUUCUAUAUACAUGCAUCUAACUAUAUAUCUAAUUUGCUGGAAUUUAAUCUUUAAAUUUUUUAUUUUAAGCACAGCAUAUAAUCAAACACCCUUAGAAGGUCAUGACUAAAUUUUGACUAUUUUCCCAUGACUAAUAUAGCUUUCAGAUUCAGAGGCUCUAUACUUUUGAAUAAGAAAGAAAAUAUUACAAAGAUGAAAAAUGUAAAUUUACUUCUAAGCCAAUAGCCAGAGGUUAAAGUCAAAUUGAAAAAGAAAGAACAGGCCUCACCCCCCUUUAAAGCAUGUAGAAAGACUUCUGUGUUGAAAUCAGCACAAAUUCCUGGAAUACUACUCAAUGAAGGGAUAGUGUCUUAUCUCCUAUUUGCUUGCUGUGUGCCUUCUGAUUGCUCAUUUAUGAAUCAUAAAAAUGUUAUCUGUAAAGGCUGUAUAAGCUCUUUCAACACAUUUUGAAGGAUUAGUGUUGGUUUGUUUAUGGUUACAAUCUUUUAGAGAACACAAGAAGAAAGAAUCUCAAAGAUUGCAACUGAAUUGUUACUUUAAACAUUUUUUUUUUAAAAAGUGAAUUCUGAUUGUACUGCAUAUUGUGGACUAUUCAUCAAUAAGUCAAUAGGCUAGACUACAUUUUGAUGGAUGUUUUCAAUUUAGGGCCUAGAAAAAUUGGUGGUGGAGGCAUCUUUUUUCUUUUCUGUUUCAAUUCUUGAGUAGGCUAUCUAAUGAGAGAAGUGUCUCUCCUUUUCUCCACUAUGCAGGACCUCCACAGAGUGCAAGUCAAGUCACCAAUAUUAACUUUACCUGCUCAGUAUCAGAUGAGGUUCAAAAUCUGUUUUUUGUUGUAGGAUUUUUUUUUUCAGUUUUCAUUUUUUUUUUAAGUAUAGAGUAAUGAUUCUACCUUUUUUCUCUUAAGAUUUCAAGUAGCAUAGUGACAUAAAAACUAAUUAUCUAGAUACAUAUGAUAUUAAGGCUAAUAUCUCCCUUUCUAAUUUCACAGAAUGAGGAUACUAUUUUCUUAACUAGUAUUCAAUUUCUGAGUUUAAGGAAAUGACAUUAAUUUCCUGCAAGCUUCUCUUCUUUGUACAUGGUACUUACUUCAUUGAAAUUGUACACUGAUACAUUCUGUCAAAUUAUUUACUUGUUUUGUAGAAUCUGUGUAGAAUGGCUUAGUAAAAAAAUUGGUGAUGAAUUCUGUUGAGAAUAUGCUUUUGAUAUACAGAAUGUACUUUUAAAUAGAUGGAUACUACUGGCCUAAGUGUAUUCACAUAAAGAAAUAUCUGCUGUUGACCAACCAAAGAUUAUUGAUAAUUCUAGAUCCACACAUAAAACCAAGCAGUUCAAUUAACCAAAUAUUUAUUGAAUACUUAUUCUAUGUAAAACAUAAUAUUCACACAGUAUGAUACUGCAAGUUGAGUGAGGCAUAAUUCACAUGUCAAGAGAUGACAAUAUAAUGGGUUAGCACAGUGAGUUGCGCCUGAGAGUCAGGGAGGGAAAGAAUAUGGAACUUGUGUCAAACCUGGUUCUAAUCUAGAAAUUAAGCAAAUCGCUUAACCUGCCUUUUCUUUGGCAUCUGUUUCUGUAUUAUGAGAAUAAUUAAAAAUAUUGGUCUCUGAAGACUUUUUAAAAUUGAUAUAGACUACAUGUGUGCAUUUUAAAUGCUAGUCAGAGAUUUGCUCUGAAGCUCAAAUGAAGGAGAAACCAUGCGAAAGUGAGAAUUUUUGGAAGUCCUUUAGAAAGAGGUGAUGUUUGAAAUAUAGUUAUGAAGUACUGUAUAGUUAAGAUUUUAAGAGAUAGACAUGAAGGCAGAAAAGUAGCAAGUUAAGAGAACAACAUAAGGCAAGAAGUGAGAAAAAAGAGAAUGUACAAGAAUAGCUGGUAGAAUAGGGGUAGGAAAUUCUGAAGGAUUUUUAUAGUUUAUGUAGAUAAAAGCAAAGACUUGUUAGAUUCAGAAAAAAGCUUUGAGUAAGUAUAUUAGCCAGUGAACUUUUGGUUGCAGGUGGUUAACCUGACUCAUAAGGGGCUUAAGCAUGAAAGGAAUUUAUUGGUUCAUGCCAUCUAAAAAUCCCUAAGUAAUAUUGUAUGUGGGCAUCCCUUUGUAAAUUUGUCUCUGUUUUCUUCUGUGCUGGCUUUAUUCUCAGCCAUUGAACAGACACUGUCAUAGCCUAUUCCCAGCCAUGCAUACAGUUUUUUCUUACUAACCUAGUUUUUUUCAGACAUCCAUUCCUUCACAAGAAAAAGGAAGUUUCUGAUUAAUUUAAACCAAUUCUGGUGGCCCCAUUUCCCUUGCCAGAGAUUGUUUUAAGAAUGGGCUUGUGCUGCAAUUUUGGCAAGUUGAGCAGGAUACUGAGAACUGCUUGGAAGUUUUCUUCAGUCUAUACUUUCAAGAGAGAAGGGUUUUUGCUUCUCUAUGAUGUUAUAGGACAAUGUGAUUUCUGGGGCUGCUGUAGCCUUUUUUUUUUUCUUUCUAACCAAAAGGUAGAUAAAGUGAGGAAAAACAGAAGAAACAAAGGGAAAGAGAAAAUCAACAGAUACUCAAAGAAAUGUUGCUUAUAUGCCCCUGGAGAAUUAUUUUGCCUGUGGAUUUUACAUUAUGUAAGGGUUUUAUUUUUCUUUAUUUUAUAAGCUAAUUAUGCCAGGAGUUUCUGGUUCUCAUAAACAAAUGCAUCCUAAUGGAAACAUUCAGUUAGGAUGGAAUACCUAAGAGCAAAUCUUUUUCUUCUUAGUUCCAGUUAACGCUCUAGGAUAAAACAGCAACUCCUGUCACAUAUCUAUUUCUAAGCCAAUGUCUCUGGGUCUUGGCCUAUGCUAGCACUGCGGCUUGAGCAGCCCUCCACAACACAUUGUCCAGACUAAGAGUGAGAACCAAGAAAGCAGUAGCUGUUACCCAAGCAAAUGUGAAUGGAUUCUAGUCAGGCAAAAUCAACAGUUGUUUAUUACAGUAGGCUUCAAAACUGAGAAUAUUUAUCAAUAAGUAUUAUUAUGUUUGCCUACUAUAUGACAAGGGUUGCCUGUGUUAGUCCAUUUUGCAUUUCUAUAAAGGAAUACCUGAGGCUGGGUGCUUUAUAAAGAAAAGGGGAUUAUGUGGCUCAUGACUCUGCAGACUGUAUACAGGAAGCCUUACCCCAGCAUCUGCUUCUGGCGAGGGCCUCAGGAAGCUUCGGUUGUGGUAUAAAGGAAGAGGAGCCAGAUUAUCACGUGGUGAGAGAGGGAGCAAGAGAGAGGGGAGAAGUUGCCACGUUCUUUUAAAUAAUCAGCUCGCAUGUGAAUGAUCGUCCUAGCUCAUUAUCUAAAGCCAGUCCUACCACUUGUAUCUGGAAUUCCUUCCAAAGGACUUGAUUUUUUUCUAAAUCUUUCCUCCUCCUAGAUCAUCAGUAUAUGCUCAUCUACUGGAUUAUAAAUAUCAGCAUUUAUCAGCCUUUAAUAACACGCACUAAAAGCAAACCAAACCAAACAGCUUCCUUUAAACACAUUUCCUCUCUGGCUACCAGGCUAUUUCAUGACUCCUUCACACACACACACAAGCCUCACUGCCCACAUUUUCUCCCUGCCUCCACUUCCUUCCCUCUCAUUCUCUCAUCUCCAGUAGAGAUUUUGUCCACUACAGGGCUCUGGAAACCAAUCAGUGCAAAAUCCAAUAGCAAAUUCUCCAUUCUCACUUGACUUCACGUCUCAGUGGGGUUUGACAUGGUUGACCACUUCCUUCUUCUUGAAGAGCUAUCUGGGAUUCUGUGGAUUCUCUGAUUUUUCACUCAUUCUACUGGUUCUUUUUCCUUUAAGAGAUGCCUAAGUUCUAGAGUGUCCCAAGGCUCAGUCUUCAGUCCUCUUUUCUCAUAUAUCAGUACACAUCCUAUAGGUAACAUCAACACAUCUCUAGCCUAGAUUGUUCCCUUAUAUGCCAGACUCAUAUAUUCUACUGCUUACUUGAUAUCUUUUGUGGUUCUAACAGACAUCUUAAACUUAACAUAGCUGAAAAGAAGUCCUCCCUCCCAAAUCUGCUUUUAGUUUAUGUGAAACAAGCAAACACAAAUGGCCAUUCUUUGCUUUUCUCUCUCUCUUACUCCCGGAAAAUCCAGAAUUUCCAGAAUCUCACAGCUUCCUAUCAUGUCCUUUUGUAAAACACAUUCUGUCAUCUCUCACUACUGCCACAGGCUCUGACCUAUCUUCCCUGCUACUUUUUGUUCCCUUACAGCUGUUCUUCACAGAGCAGCCAGAAGAAUCUUCCUAAAGCAAUAAUCGGAUCCUGUUUCUCCUUGCUUAACAUUUUAUUAACUUUCUGAAACACUCAGAAUAUAAUCCAGACACUAUUGUAGUCAGCACUUCCCUUUCACUUCAGGGUCUGGAUUCAAUGGCACCCUUUCUCCUCCUUAAACAUGACAGGAAUAUUAUCAUCUUAAAACCAUUGCACUUCCUUUUCUUAGUUUGGAAUGCUUUCAUCUCAAAACUUUGCAUGGUUACCUCUUAAUGAUUCAGAUUGUUAGUCAAUGUCAGCUUGUCAAAGGGGCCUACCACUAUCACCCUAACUGUAAGACCCUACCCCAUGACUCCUCAAAUCAAUGUCUUAUUUUAUUUACCCUCUGACUUAUGAGUAAUGUAACACAAGUGAUCUUAUUUAUUAUUGCAUUUACCUAUUUAAUCUGUGCUUCCACCUGUAGAAUGCAAACUCCUUGAAGACAGGGAUUUUGUCUGUCUCAUUUACUGCUAUGUCUCUGGAGCCUAGAACAGUAGCCUGUUUUGUUGUUGUUGUCAGUACCCGGCAUAGUGACCAACACAUCAUAGUUGCUCAGCAAAUGCAUGUUAAAUAAAUGACUAACAUUCACACAUAGUAUUGAAAUAAUUGUUUUCAUUAUGAUUCGUAUUCAGGAAUACUGUUAACUGACUAAAAGCAGAAGCAAACGGACAAAGGCAACAAUAAGAAUAGCUACCAUGCAUGGGUUACUAACUAGGUGACAAGAAUUAUGCAAAAUACUUUUUUGUGAAAACUGCAUUUAACUUCACAACAAACCUAUGAGAUAAAGAUUGUUAUUGCCUAUUAAAAUUUUAUAAAUGAGGAAAGAAGCUUAGAGAAGUUCAGUAGCUUGCCCAAGUUCAUAUAGUUAGUGAAUGCCAAAGUAGGGGCUUGAAUUCAGCCCUGCAUGAAACCAAUGUAACUAUCCUACCCACUCUGCUGUGCCAGCUGUUUCAGGAAUGUAGCCAUUUCAUAGAACUAUAGAAUCCUAUGAUUUGAAGGGACCUGAGAUAGAUCUGAUCAUCACCUACACUCCAGCUGAAUGAUUGUUUAGCCUCUGAGAUUAUAUGUGUGUAUUAUUUCCACCCAUUGGUCUUAGUUUCACCCCUUUCUUUCAGAGACGUGGUUGUGCAUAGUAACUUAUUUCUUUUAACAUAUAUAGGUAUUUUUCAAUCAAGUGUCUGUAAAUGCUGGUGGCAUUUGGCAAUCUCAGUAAACUGUUAUAGUUCAAGAUCAUUCCAGAGACGAGGAGUGAGUAAAUAUUAACAACCCCCUCUGCUUGGUUGGAACUUGAAAGGACUUCAUAACAUCCGUGAGCAAGCUUUUGUCAAUCACAAUGUAGACCAGAUUAGUCUUAAAGUCCAAAGAAGAACCAAAGUUCACUUGAGUGUAGAAGUUUCUGCACAGUUCUCUUGGUUAUUGUUUGCAAGUUUAAGGAAAAGAAAAUGAUGAAGGAGAAAGAGAAGCCCAUUGCUAUUGUGAAGGUUAUAGACACUUCAAAGUUAAAACUGUUAUCUGGAAGUAUUUUGGAUGUGUAUAGUGGUGAACAAGGAAUUUCACCAGUUAACAUGGGGCUUACAAGUGCUUCCUGUCCAAGUAGUCUACCAAUGAAAAGAGAAAUUACAGAAACUGACACUAGAGCUUUAACAAAAGAGAGACAAAAAAAGGACAACCACAACCUCAUUGAAAGAAGAAGAAGGUAUAAUAUUAACUACCGAAUCAAGGAGCUUGGCACUCUUAUUCCAAAGUCUAAUGAUCCUGAUAUGCGCUGGAACAAAGGAACUAUUCUAAAAGCAUCAGUGGAGUACAUCAAGUGGCUACAAAAAGAACAACAGAGAGCCCGAGAAUUAGAACACAGACAGAAGAAAUUAGAGCAGGCUAACAGGCGACUUCUACUUCGGAUUCAGGAACUAGAAAUUCAGGCUCGUACUCAUGGUCUGCCAACCCUGGCUUCACUUGGCACAGUUGAUUUAGGUGCUCAUGUCACCAAACAGCAGAGCCAUCCUGAGCAGAACUCAGUAGACUAUUGCCAACAACUGACUGUAUCUCAGGGACGAAGCCUCGAGCUCUGUGAUCAAGCUAUAGCCUUUUCUGAUCCUUUGUCAUACUUCACAGAUUUAUCAUUUAGUGCUGCAUUGAAAGAGGAACAAAGAUUGGAUGGCAUGCUAUUGGACGACACAAUCUCUCCAUUUGGAACAGAUCCUCUGCUAUCUGCCACUUCCCCUGCAGUUUCCAAAGAGAGCAGUAGGAAAAGUAGCUUAAGCUCAGAUGAUGGUGAUGAAUUGUAAGAAAUAAACAGACUCAAUUCAUCAACUGGAAAGCAAUUCUACUCUGGUGCUAUGCAAUUAUGCUCUGUGUUUCAUAUGUUGCUUUGGCUUGUUUGUUUGUAUUUUUUUCCAAAAGGAAUGUGUUGUUCAUGAAAAACUGAUAGCAACAGAAGAAUUCACAGGAAGAAAAAUCAUGGUGUUAAUGAAUUAUUGAGAGCGAAAAAGAGGUGUUUUCUUCUUUGACUACAGAGUCCAAAUACACUUAAAUUCUGUUUUCUUGGAAAGACGUACAGCAUAAGAAGCAGCUCUUUACUGAUGUUUUAAAAGCAGCAACUUGGUGGUGUGCUACUGGAACUAAUGACUGCAAAGCGUAAAACGACUGAAAUAUAUAAAUCUUCUCUUAUUCACUUCCAUCUUCUCUUCAACUCUUACAGCAGACAUCAAGAAUCAAGAUCAACAUAUCAGGUGGUCAUUGCCUUUUACCAUUGUCUAGUGGACAUGUCUAAAGUUCAAGCUUUGUAGAAGAAAUAAUUAUAUAAUAGAUUAUCUUUCACUUGUGGUUGACAAGCAAAUCUAUAGUAAAUGUGAGAAUUUUCCACAAUAAAAUACAGAUAACUUAUAAAAACAUUGGUUACUAAAAUUAGAGCCUAAUUUCUUCAGUUGGUUCAGUUACACUAAUUCUACAAUAAUUCUAAAAGCAUCUAUGCAUAUUUAUGUCUCCAGGCUCUGUUGGGAAAAGAAACACAUUGAAUAUUUUCCUCAGGAGUAUGGACCAGAAUUGUAUCCCCUCACACAAACAUACAUCCACACAUAUGCACAUAAUUCAGGUAUAUGUUCUUCUAUUUUCUUCAUUCUUCCGACUGCAUUAAAAUCACAUUCUAAAUUUUAUUUUCUUCAUUAAGAAAAUAUAUCAGAUCAUCAAUUUCAGUCAAUAAAAUAUAAAAAGUCCCCUACAAGGACAGUUUUCAGAUGUUUAAAACUUUUCAUCAUGUCCAAUAUUGGAUAGAAAUCAAUUAGUUGUUGAUUCUGUUUUGUUCCAGAUGGAUAAAAUAUUGAAAAUUGAAUUGCCAAUUGACAAAAUAAUGAGUAAAACAGAAACUAUUUCUUAUUAUUUUCAGUUCAGAGAGGAGCAUAAGGUUCUAUUUCGUUUUUUUUCUAUUUCUAGUAGCACUUAGAGAGGCCUAUGAUCUUUGAUUACACUGUUAGCAUUUAUUAUAAGCACUUAUAUAUGUGAUGCCUCACUCAGAUUUUUAUCUCUUGUGCUUGUUUUAGGUUAGGGAAUUAAGUUACCAAGCACAUUGCUCUGUGCUGGACCUCCAUGAGUGAUCAUCCGAUAGAUGAGUAUUUAUGGAGGCAUACUCAGAACUGCAGUGGGUCCUGAGAAAAUGCAGAAGGGAUGAACAAGAUAUGGUGUUGCUCCUAAAGUAGCUAACAAGAAUGAAUGAAAAACAAAAGAUAGAAGACAUAGAAUAAAAAAGUCUAAGCAUAAGUUGUAAAUACAGAAGGUCAAAGAAAAUGAAAAUGAAUGACAAAGUUUGUGGGAACAGCAGAAUUUGACUUCUCUUUAAAGGCAUUAAUUGAGUGAAUGUGAGAGCAAAUAAAGGAAUAAUAUCAACCAAAUGAUGAAAGUGAGAAUAACUGGGGGAGUGUCUUUAUGGGACAUUCUCUGGAAAUAUCUGGAUACCCUAGAAGAUGCCCGUUGGGGAGUUCUGAAACAUAAGAUUGACAACAGGUUGUGAAGGCCCUUAAAAAUUAGGGUGAAAUAAUAUAGUAUUAAUAUAAUAGAAACACUUUUUUUUAGUAGGAGGGAGGACCCUAAAAAUUAAAAUAUAGAUUAGUAACUUGAGUGAGAUGUAAUCUUUCAUGAAGUUAAAGCUUUGGGAUAGAUUUUGAAAAGAUCUUUUAGUUAUUUCUCACAUGGAAAAUAUAUCAGUAUAAGAUUGAGACCCUAAAGCUCAUAAAAGUAGAGAAAUAGUAAAUUCUUACGACAUAAUAAUUAUCUCAGGCUUAGCUUACUUGCUCAGAUUUAGAAAAGUUAAAAUAAUUUUUAUUGUUUGGCAUGGAAAAAUAAUUACUAAUUUCUGGGUACAGCCAUUAAAGCCUGAUAGAUAAAUUCAUCUGAAAUAUGUCAUGUGAAACAGCUAUUAGAUAUAUAUUCUCAAUAAUUUUCAAGAAUACAUUACAUAUUUUUAAUUUUAUAACAAAAUUCCACUUUAUUAUCUGUGUUGAUAAUUUGAUUUACAUUAAAAAUUAUAGAGAAGGAAUAUAUUUGGAAUUCAUGGAAAACAUGUCAGUUUAUAAGAUAGAGACUGCUUCUGUUCUCAUUUUAUCUAUUAUUCUCAUUUCUUUAUAUUUUGAACAGACUUGCACUGAUGAUGUCAUUACUCAGUCACCAUUUUCCAUUCUGUUAAAGUACAACAGCUGGGCCCUGAAACCUAUCCUUCACAAUCUUGGCUGAUAUAAGGACUUGGCACAGGACGAUAGAGCCUAAACACAAGAGAUCUGGAGAGGGAACUAAUAUUUGCUGCUACAUUCAGAUUAUGAGAUGUCAGAAAACUGUAAAAUGGGUAAUGCAUUUUUAAAGAGAGUAAAGAGUUGUGCUAUGUCCCAGUCAACUGAAAUAGAUUAAACAUUAAUUAGAUGAUAGUUCUUAACUUUUUAAGGCAGAUUCCCUUGAGAAUCUAGUGAGUUAUAGACCCUCUCCCUAGAAAAGUAUAGAACUGUUUAUAUGGACAAUAAUUUGCAUGCAUUCAGAGAUCUUAGGGAUCUCCUGAAUGUUUUCUUGGAUCCCAAGUGAAAAAUUCCUGAAUCAGGUCUGUUAGGUGUGCAGGUAAUGUCAUGUAUAAUGAUGGGGUCCCCUACUUAUCUAAAUAUAGUUAUCACAUUCCUAAUAAUGAUGAGGUUGCAUAGGGAAGUAAAUGUGUACCAAAAAUUAGAUGAUUCACUAAAAAGUUGUUCAUUUAUAUAGUCAUUUUUCAAACAUGACCUGCCCACUCAACAAACUAUGCCUCAUCUUUAUUAUAUAGUUAUGGGUCAGUUUCACUAUAAUUACUGAAUAAUAUAAACAUCUGACCAUAACAUUUGAAAUGAUGCAAAUAAAUUUCAAAACAAAAAUAAUGUGAAUUUAAAAGCAAAUUAUUUGAAUAUAUAAGAAUCAAGAUAGUUCCUUAGAAAAAUUUAUGACUGUCUAGAAUAUGUUUUGCAGAAAUGAGAUUUUUCAUAAUAGUAAAAGAGGCAAAUUUUUUGUCAAACAAUGCUGUCACAAAAAGCAUCAACUGUAAUGGCACUGUUAAUACACAAUUAUCGAUUUGUUCAUUCAAUUAAUAUACAAUUAUCCAUUUUCAUUUAAAGAAUUAAUUCAUAAUUACAAUUAUAAAAAAAAACUUCCUUUACAGUAAGAUAAAAUAAUAGUAUUGCUUUUCAUUAUUUUUUCAAAAUAAUGUCCCAUCCAGUCAUUUUCUGUAUUAUUAAAUGUUGGCUGCUUUUUCAUAGAUUCACAUUAAAUAGCCUUUUCCAACUUCCAAUUAUCUUAAAAUAAUAAUGACCUCCUGUGAGGAGAUAUAGCUCUUUACAACUUUUUUUCUUUUAGUGCCUUUUCUUCUUGAACUUUUCCUAUAUCAAAUGGAGACUAUAUGUACAGAUAAUAUUUUCUCAGUUUAUAGGCAUAUCAGUGACCAUAGCUUUCUUUGUAUAGGUUUAAAAAAAGUUCUAAAUAAUAAAUAGUCAGAUGAGCUGGGGACAUUGAGAAAUAGCCUUUCUCUUCCUUUUUCAACUCAUUUUUCCCCACCUACAUGACUGUAAAUCAAAUAUUUAAUAGUUCUUAGUUUAAAAAAAAUAGAUACAAAGAAUGUCCUGAUUUGGUAUGCUCAUUUACCAUAAUGUCAAGAGAAAAGUUAGAUUUCAUAACUUUAAAAAGAAUAUAUUUUUAUUUUGUUUUGAAAGACUGAGUCAUACAGGAAUUUUCUUAUACUUCAAAGUAUCAUGAAAACACCUUUUUCCUGUUUGGAUGUUGUGGAAUUUAAACAUUUAAAUAAAUAAAUGGCAUAACUGAGUGUUCCAUGGUUUUUUUUUUUUUUUUUUUUUUUUUUUUUAACAAUGUCUUUGACCCCAUACAAACAUUUUAGGUAUUUACUGACCAUCUGAUAUGUAAGAUGUGGAUGAAAAUUGGAAUCAAUUAAUUAUUUCCUGUUUUAUCAGUGCAAGAUCAACCAUCUGGGUUUCUUAAAAACACCUGAAGGACUGCAUUUUGUUUCAGUAUUGAGAAUGGCAUAGUCUCUAUGUGCUAUAUGGAAUUACAUCAUUUGCGCCUCCAGUGUCCCAUAUGUGGAUAAGUAUGUCAGUUUGACUUAAUAUUUGUAUAUACAGAGAUUUCAUUACAUUUACCUAAUAAAUACUAAAUACACUUCAAGUGUUUCUGAUCUUAUAUUUUAUAUGACCCUCCUAUAGUUAUUAUUUGUAUGAAUUUUAAUUUGGAAACAAGGAAACAAUUCAAAAUCAGAAAAACAUAGCUUUUCUUAAAAUUUUCUGUGGUACAUUUUCCCUCUGAGGUCCAUAGAGAAUUUGAGUGUAUAGGAGAUUAUGAGAAAACAGCUGUUUUGAUUAAAAAAUAUAUCCCUCAAGAUUCAACCAACUUAAUGAUGAAAUACUAUUAUCUACUGCUUUAUACAUAAAAGGAAACUUUUUAUCUGCUUGUAAAGGGAUUUUUAUGUGUAUUUCUGCAUAAUCAGAUGAUUUCUAUUGUGUUUUCUACUGAUGAAAUUCUCCGUAAAAUGUAUUUUCCUUACAUUAUCCAGCAGGCAUAAAGAACAACAGUAAAAACUUUUGUGUUUGUAAUACUACUUCUUUUAUCCCUGCACUACUGUUUUAUUUCAAAAAUUCUAUAUUUUCAAUUUUAUUUUUUCCACAGAAAUAAAUUUGGUUUUGUGUUAAAGCUGGUAGUUUAUGUAACAAACGAAAUAUACAAAAGAAAGAAGGAACUGAUUUUGCUGAAUUAUAUAUAAUUAGGAAGUUACAUAUUGUUCUUUAAAUAUGAUACUGAAGUUUAAAAGCAAACUAAAUUUAAGAAUCUUAUCUAACAGCAUAGCAGUUGCUUAUGGCAUACAAGGCUAAAAUUAAUUCAGCUAUUUAAUCUUAAUAAUUAUAAUGUAGUUAAAUAUCUUUGACUUUAAUAGUGUUUUACAUAUGUGAAUAGCUGAAGUAACAUUCCCAUAAUUUUAAUCUAACAUUGGUUAGAUCAAGACAACAUUGUUAAUAUAACAAUACUGUAGAAUUUGUAAUUAUUGGUAUUUUUCAUUUUUAAUAACUAAUGUGUCUUAUUUUCUAAGAAAAUGGAGAACUUUGGUAUACUUUAAUACAUAAGUGAAUCUUAUAAAAAUACCUUAAAAUGUACCAAUAUUUUCUUUGCAUAUAUUAAAUGAAAGACUAUAAUUA